Molecule: messenger RNA, 4090 nt
Organism: Acanthochromis polyacanthus (spiny chromis)
Lineage: Eukaryota; Metazoa; Chordata; Actinopteri; Pomacentridae
Gene: smim36
Product: small integral membrane protein 36
Exons: 2
Coding region: 1197-1520 (107 amino acids)
Source: RefSeq, a predicted model, not a curated record
UUUUAAUAAAAUGUUCCGGUAAUGUGAUGUUUUAGUGAAGGUGGAACAUUUUUUGUGAAAUGUUCUAAGGUUCUUUUGGGGACAUUGUUGAGGGAACACAUUACAGAAUGUUAUUUUAUAAACACUUUCAGGUUCUCAAUGCAACAUUCAGAAAAAGAACCCUUUGAGAACGUCUUCAGAAACAUUAAUCGAGUCUUUAAAAAGAACAUUCUAGGGGCUAAACACCACCAGAACUUUGUAGAACAUUUUUAGAACUAAAACUAACAUUACAAGUUCUAAUGUUUUGAAGAAAAUAUUUUAACUUAAUGUUGACAGAACAUUAAAAAAGGUUCCUCUGAAGCUGAACAGAAUCUAGACGAAGACAGAACGUUUAAUUAGAACGUGAUGUUGACGAAUACGCUCUCAUAAUGUUCCACUAAAACAGCAACACUCAGAAAAUGUUUGAAGAACAUAGAACGUCACUCUGGUAAUAAAAAAGACAAGAAGUUCCUCUGAAAACAUCUGGUGGACAUUGCAGAACAUUUGAAGGAUGUUUGUCAUUUAAAUGAAGGUUCCUACAAGGUCAAACAGAAUUUAUACGAAAACAUUUUUAGGUCAUCUUUGGAGAACUGUAGCGUUUUUGUAAGAACGUCACUCUGGUAAUAAAAAGAGCCUCUGAAAACAUCUCCAGGACUUUGUGAGAACCAAACCUUCCAGCUGUGAAGGAACCAGAUGUUCUGUGAUGACAACAUGGAGGUUCUAAUGAGUUCAUUAAUUGAUUGAUGAUAUGGUUCCAGAUUAAAGAACCCGUUGAUCCUGUCAGACGGAGCUCAGGGCAACAAAAGGACAACGGCAGCACUCUGCAGAUGACAUGUUCCCGUUAGCUUUUAGAGUAAUUUAAUUUCUCAAUAAUCUCCAUGGUGACAUAAUAAUAAUACACAUUACAUGACUGUAAAUCCGCCGGCUCGUGGCAGCCUGACAGGUGAGCCGCCUCCAUUUUGGAGCCGCUGUAGUUGGCAAAAUCAAAAUGGAGGCUUAAGUUAUUAAAACUGAGCAGCUUUAAUCAUUGGCUGUUCUGCUGGAGGAGCAUCCAGGAUUAAUCUCCUGCUGUCGUCGCUCCAGCUCAUCCUCAGUGCUCCAUCCCGCCGCCGGACGGACGGACGCUUCGCUCUGCAGCCGUUUCCUGCCGCUGUGGGUCGAGGAAUGAAGGCGGCACCAUGGGGUUCAUGGAGUUCUACCUGGAGAUCGACCCGGUUACGCUGAACCUCAUCAUCCUGGUGGCCAGCUACGUCAUCCUGCUGCUCGUCUUCCUCAUCUCCUGCAUCCUGUACGACUGCCGAGGCAAAGACCCCACCAAGGAGUACGCCCCCGACGCCGCGCCGCCGCCGCCCAGCCAGUCGCCCAUCCGCCUGGUGGUCAUGCAGAACUCCCCGGCCUCGUCCCGCUACGAGCCCAACAACACAGCGACCGGACACGAGCUGCCCACGCCUGACCUGAGCCGGGACCGAGGGGAGCGCGAGAAGAGGAGCACCCUGGUCUGAAGGUCCACCCACAUGGAGGAGCAUGGAGGUCUGCUGGAGAGUCUCCAUCUCACCUGCAAACCUCAGAAUCCCUUUAAAGUCUCACCUGAGAAACAACAGAACCAACAUCAAACCGAAGACCGCCGAGGAACAGAAACAUCCGACACUGGAGACCCUGGACAUGCUGACCCAUCAGGACCAGCAGAAACAUCACGGUUCAAGUUGAAGUGGAGGGGACGCUCUGGGGACCAGUUUAAAGAAACCAAAACACACUGGAACCAGUUUAAAGGGCUGGAACUGGACUGAUGUGGUCUGGUCUUGUGGUUCUGAUCAGUAGUUUUGUGGUUCCAGCAGGUAAACAGCUGUUUCCAGGUGUGAUGACAUGAAUUUAAGGAUCUCUGGUUGUUGGAGUUGAAACGUCCAAAACAAGAAACAGAUUAAAAAAAAGUCAAACUGGCUUCAUGUGUCGUCCUGAAAUGUUGGUGGACCCCCAUCAGACACCCGCCCCCCUCCCCCUCCCCCCGUCAGACCGUCCUGGCUGCUGAUUGGCUGCUGUGACGGAUGAUCUUCGGGUAAAUCCUCUUACGUAAACCAGCAGCAGCUGAGCAGCUCCGUCCAUCUCUGAUGUUUCAUGUCUGUGGAUUAUGAGCUGCAGAAUUAGGAGCUGGUAUUAUGAGGCCGUUAUCCUCUGGGAUGUUUUUUUGUCCGCAGGCCGAGUUACACAACAUCAGGCAACGUUCAGCCGAAGAGCCACGAAGCGGCAGAAACCAAAUAAAGACUUGAAAAAAGACUGAGGGGAAACUGUGGAUGUUCAACACCAGAUAUCAGCUCCAGUCUUUAGUUUUUGACUCUCCAGGUCCUUAAAGAUGCUUUAAAAAUGACAAAACACAGAAAACCUGCAAAAGGUUGAGAAAGUUCAGAUUGUUGAUUCUCACAUCAGACAUUUAUUUGUGGUUUUAUGUUUAAAUAAGCACAUUUUUAUGAUCUUAUUCCAUUUCCAGAACACAGCUAUGAACAUCAGCUUCAAAAUGAUUCAAAACCGAGAUAAAAAUCAACAUUUUCUCCUCUUUUUAGGAAUAAACGACGCUGUAAGUCAGACAUUUAGAGACAGAAAGUCAACUGGAAACUUAAAUAAUCUCCCAAAAAGCAGGAAAAUGAAUAAAACGCAAAAUGUGCUGUAAUAAACUUCACAUAGAGGUGAAAUAUUUAAAGUAAGACUUUGCUUUUUUCUGGUGUUUCACGUUUAAAUAUGAACAUUUUCUAUGAUCCAAUAAAUUUCUGCUGUUUUACAGAUUUUCUAGAGCAGAUAUGUGAAGAAGAAUUCUUGUUUUAUUUUGCUCAUGUUUUAUUAAAUCACAUUACAUUUGAAAGCUUAUACUGGAUAUCUGUGCAGAAAAAGAACAUUUUUCUGUGUUUUUAGACAUUAAAUGUUCUCUAAAUCAGUUUGUAAAUGAAAUCUGAAAUAAAACUGGACAGUUUGUUGGAUGCACGAGCUGCUGCAGUGGAAAACAUCCACAGCUGAAUAAAAAGAUAAACUGCUGCACGUUCAUAAAGCUGCUCAAAACUUCAAUCUGUGUUCAGACAAAGAAGUCCCAAAACAGCAAACAUGUGCCAAAAAGUAGAAAAAACAGAAUAAAUAUGUCAAAUUUGACCAACAAAGACACAGAAAUGUCCAAAGAAAGACAAAAAUGAACAAAAAAAGAGAAAUGUACGACAGAAAAGAGACUAAACGACCAAAACACAAGAAAAGGUGAUGAAAAAGCAAAAAGAACAGCAAAAAUAAAGAGCAAACAUGUCAAAUAUGACCAAAAAAGAUGGUUAAAAAGUCCAAAAACAAGAAAAAUGUGCCCAAAAAGUGGAUAAAAGAGAAUAAAUAUGACACAUCUGACCAACAAGACACAAAUAGGACACAAAAAUAGGCAGAAAAUAUGACCAAAAGUCACAUAAAAUAACUAAAAUAAAGACCAAAAACGACCAAAAAAGAUGUACAAAAAAACAAAAAGAAGAAAAACGUGCCCAAAAAGUAGAAAAAGAGAAUAGAUAUGACAAAUUUGACCAACAAAGACACAAAAAUGACAAAAGACAGAAAAAACAGGUUAAAAAAACACAGAGACCAAACCAUCGAAAUGCAAAAAAAUGUGACCAAAAGCAAAAAGAACAAAAAAAUAAAGAGCAAACGUGUGAAAUACGACCAAAACAGAUCAUUUUAAGUCACCAAAAACAGUUUUAAAGAGAAAAAUGAGGUUUAAUCUCAUUAAAUAUGAACUGAAGGACAUUAAAUACACAGAAAUAAGAGGUUUGAUGAGAAAACUACAUUUUUUGCACAUUUAAUUUUGUGUUCAAACGUGGAAAAGUUGCUGUUUUUCUUAAUAUCACUGAAUAUCAUCAGAUUUUUUCUUGUUUCCAGUAUUUUAUACAAACAUUCUGAUUAAUCUGAACUCGUUUCGUUCAACAUUUCAUCUGGUUUUAUCAGAUUCUGAUGAAAAAGAUCUGGAUGUUUGUUUUCUUUUUUCUGUUCUAAGAGGAUUUUAAAAUGGUUUUAUCUGAUGUACAAAAUGUAAAAGUCUAUGAAUAAAAGAGUUAAACUGAAA